AUGAAGCAAACCUCUAUUUAUUUAAAUCCUGUUUUAGCUCUUCUAAACUCAAAUUCAACAUAAAUUAGCCCAAUGUCUACAACUGAUUUGAAUGAUUCGAUAGAAUACUAUAUAGACUAAAAAGAAUAUCAAACUGAAGUAGAGAUCGUCAAAUAUUUACACAAUUUAGGAGUUUAGACUAAAACUGAUCCUUAGAUAAAAGAAUAGCAAUAUUGGAAAGAAAGAAAAUAACGAAGUUAAAGAAUUAUUUUAGAUACUAAUCUUGGCACAGCCGAAGAAAUAGUUUUAAAUCCUUCUCUAAAUAGAUUAUUAAGAAAGAAUGUAACUCAAAAGAUAAUUAGAUCAAACAGUCCCCUCUUCCUAGUGGAUUGA
Paramecium sonneborni is the source of this 372-nucleotide messenger RNA. Lineage: Eukaryota; Ciliophora; Oligohymenophorea; Peniculida; Parameciidae. The record is from the annotation of a GenBank genome assembly.